UGCUCGCGCAAGUCUGGCGGAUCCUGCCUGGCAACUGCAGGGCAGACUCAAGAGCUGGAGGCAAGGGCUCCUUUCGCUUCCCGCGGCCAUGGAGCGGCUGACGUUGCCUCCUGGCGGCGCAGAGGCAGUGGACGAGUACUUGGAGUACCGGAGAAUUGUUGGUGAGGACGAUGGAGGGAAACUUUUUACUCCUGAAGAAUAUGAAGAAUACAAGAAAAAAGUUUUACCCAUGCGUUUACAGAACAGAUUGUUUGUGAGUUGGCGGUCACCAACAGGAAUGGAUUGCAAACUUGUUGGCCCAGAGACAUUGUGUUUUUGUACCCAUAGGUAUAAACAGCACAAAACUGACUUUGAAACGAUUCCACAGCAGCGUCCCAUUGCUCUGCCGUGCCGAGUGAGUGGUUGCCGGUGCAAGGCUUACCACUAUGUUCCUCUGAAUGGUACCCAGCCUAUUCGCUGCCGGUGCAAACACUUUGCUGACCAGCACAGUGCUGCCCUUGGCUUCACAUGCAAUGCCUGCUCCAAGUGCUCGGGCUUCCACAGCUGCUACACUUGUGCCUGUGGCCAGCCAGCAUAUGCCCACGAUACAGUGGUGGAAACUCAGCAAGAAAGGCUGGCUCAGGGAAAACCCGUAGGACGGGAUGUUCCUUAUGCGGCAAUGGGAGGUUUAACUGGUUUCAGCUCCCUGGCAGAAGGCUACAUGCGCUUAGAUGACAGUGGCAUCGGUGCACCCUCGGUUGAGAUUUUGGACUCUGCGGUUUCGGCCAUGGACCAUCCAUUCCUAAGAGCCAUGCACACACCAUCUACUUCUUCUCCACAGCCACUAGCAGGUGGUAAUGAAGUAGGUCCAAGCACUCAGAUUUCUUCCUUAAGGAAACCUGAAGAGGAUGAUAUGGCGUACUUUGAAAGACAGUACCAGGAAAGGAUAAAACUGGAAAAGGCUGCUAAGCAGAAAGGAAAAGCUCCACGGCUGCCGAGCACAGAGCCGUUGUGAAGUCUGGUGAACAGAUGCAGCAACAUCCAGACGUAUCUCCUAUUUAAGUUUAUUUUCUCUCAUAUAUGUACUUCCUUAUCGUGUAAAUAUGUCCUUUUGAAUUUUGCUUAGCUUAUUGAAACAAGUGAAAUGAAUUUUUAUUUUUUGUCAGAACUCAUGACUUAAAUAAAGCGCUUUAUAUGCCUUUUAAAGAUGUCUAUUGGGUAGCGCAGCCUGGCAUUGGAAUCAUGGUUCUCUUGCCUCAGUGUGUGUAUGCUCUUUCUCUCUCUCUCAGCAAGUUUUAUGUUAUUUUUAUGUGAUUCAAACUUGAAAGUACAAUAAUAUUUUUAGUUUAUCAUAAUUUAACUUUUUUAGUCUACCUAAAAAAUUAAGGAAAUUAUUAAAGGUUUUAAAC
This is a messenger RNA of Mus pahari (shrew mouse), 1388 nucleotides long. RefSeq names its product family with sequence similarity 221 member A (gene Fam221a). The record is from RefSeq and is a predicted model, not a curated record. The transcript has 7 exons. The coding region runs from base 89 to 994 and encodes 301 amino acids. NCBI's taxonomy places the organism in Eukaryota, Metazoa, Chordata, Mammalia, Rodentia, Muridae.